Messenger RNA from Daldinia loculata, 1573 nucleotides. RefSeq lists its product as uncharacterized. Lineage: Eukaryota; Fungi; Ascomycota; Sordariomycetes; Xylariales; Hypoxylaceae. Bases 344 to 1375 code for a protein of 343 amino acids. The record is from RefSeq and is a predicted model, not a curated record. The transcript has a single exon.
AACACCGUCCUGCUUCCCGCUGAACUCAACUCAUCAUCACCCCAUCAACGGACGAGGUGUUCAUUCAUUAAUGAUACCUACUUCUUUCUAGAAUCUACUAGACAACCUAUCAAGAAGGUCUCACUUAUACCUUCCCCUAGCAACAAUACUAUCUCGCGCUAUUUGUUCACAACCUUCCGACGUACUCAAGGCCACCACAUUUAUUUACGUGAGACACCUCACAUAUCAUUCCUUCAGCCUAGAACCAUCUUCGACUAGCUGUUGCGGUGAAACACACUUCUACUCUCCCCUGCCACUAAGAAAAGGCAAUCGACAACGGGCAAGAAAAUAAGACACCAAUAUAAUGACGUCCUACUAUACAAACCACCCGACCUAUAUGGGCCAUUCGGGCUAUUCGGGCUAUUUAUGUCAGUGUGGAGCACCGCUGGAUAUACGAUACCAAAAUAGCCCCCAAUACCAAAUUUCAUCGCAAAUUGAAUACGCCGGCGGAUACUGCCACGCUUGCUAUAGACAAGUUCCUCUUUACCGGGCGAGAAUUCCUAAUCUCACGUCAAAUCCUGCGUCAUAUCCCCAUACUCCCUGGUACAUAGAUAACGGUUAUUUUUCUACCGGAUCCGACGUUUACACUUGGGGGUCACAGCGCCAGCUUUACCAACACCCCGGCAUACCACCACGUGUCAGUCAUACAUACUACUCUCUCCAGACGCGGUAUCCCAGCUUCACCUCCAACACGAGUUACUACCAAAAUGGGUAUGAUAUACCUCGCAGCACAGAACCUAGGCAGCAAUGGUCUGCCGGCCGCAGCGAAUAUCCUAGAUCCCCUCUUAACGACGAAACUCGGGGACGCAGAAAGUCGCCAAACGUACGUCGCCACUACUCCCGUGAACGGCGUGAACGGGAGCGAAGCUAUUCAUGGGAAAGAUCCAGUGGCACCCAGGCCGAUGACGAUUCCAUAUAUUCGGCUAGGACAGUUGGUAGCUGGACGACACGGGCGACUGCUGGAAGUCGUCGAAGUAGUAGCGCAACCAGCAGAAGCACUAUCAAUUGCACACCCUCGCCACAACCCGACGAGGAUAAUAUCGGCGCUGCUUAUCCUUGCGAGAUAGAGGAUAAACAGAAGGAUGCGGUGGAAAAGGACGACGAAGAAGAAGAGCCCUUUACAGUUACAAGGGACGGCAAGUUCGUUCUGCUCGGGGAGCAGUGGCAAGUGCCGUCCCGCACUGAAGCAAUAAGUGAAGCUGGCGAGCCUGUGGGAUACUGUGAUAUCAUCUCGACCCACGAGAUGAUCGAUAAGGACGGGAAUACGAUUGAAGUCGACAUCAAGGAGAAGAACUGCAAAGUAUCACGGACUAUGUCGGGCGGGCUCACGGAUUAAACCCUUGGUGUGUUGCUGUUGCGUAAUGUUUAAUUUGACCUCGAGAAAGGGGGAGCGGAGGAAGGGGAAUGUGUAUUGUAUUUGGACCGUACCGGUUGCCCCGUAGGUGUUGGCUUAGAUUCCUGACCUGGCUAGAUCUGAAGACUGCCUUCUGGCCCAGAUUCUUGCCAGAUACGAUUACGACGAGAUACCCGUCUG